Arxiozyma heterogenica is the source of this 1314-nucleotide messenger RNA. RefSeq names its product translation termination factor eRF1 (gene SUP45). Gene Ontology annotation, molecular function: translation release factor activity, codon specific; sequence-specific mRNA binding. The transcript has a single exon. Gene Ontology annotation, biological process: cytoplasmic translational termination. Bases 1 to 1314 code for a protein of 437 amino acids. The record is from RefSeq and is a predicted model, not a curated record. NCBI's taxonomy places the organism in Eukaryota, Fungi, Ascomycota, Saccharomycetes, Saccharomycetales, Saccharomycetaceae. Gene Ontology annotation, cellular component: cytosol; translation release factor complex.
AUGGAAACUGACGCUGAAAAAAAUAUUGAAAUUUGGAAGAUUAAAAAGUUAAUUAAAAGACUGGAAAGUGCUCGUGGUAAUGGUACCUCCAUGAUUUCCCUAGUUAUCCCACCAAAAGACCAAAUUUCUAUGAUUCAAAAGAAAUUAACUGAUGAAUAUGGUACUGCUUCAAACAUUAAGUCCCGUGUCAACAGAUUAUCUGUUUUAUCCGCUAUUACUUCAACACAACAAAAAUUGAAAUUAUACAGUAAAGUUCCUCCAAAUGGUUUAGUUCUUUAUUGUGGUGAUAUUAUCACUGAAGAUGGUAAGGAAAAGAAAGUUACUUUUGAUAUCGAACCAUAUAAACCAAUUAACACAUCUUUAUAUUUAUGUGAUAAUAAAUUCCACACUGAAGCUCUUUCUGAAUUAUUAGAAGCUGACGAUAAAUUUGGUUUCAUUGUCAUGGAUGGUCAAGGUGCUCUAUUCGGUUUGUUAACUGGUAAUACAAGAACCGUCUUACACAAAUUCACUGUCGAUUUACCAAAGAAACACGGUAGAGGUGGUCAAUCUGCUGUCCGUUUUGCUCGUUUAAGAGAAGAAAAAAGACAUAACUAUGUUAGAAAAGUUGCUGAAGUCGCUGUACAAAAUUUCAUUACCAAUGAUAAAGUUAAUGUUAAGGGUCUUGUUCUUGCUGGUUCAGCCGACUUUAAGAAUGAUUUAAAUAAAUCUGAAUUGUUUGAUCCAAGAUUGGCCGAAAAAGUUGUUCAAGUUGUUGAUAUUUCCUAUGGUGGUGAAAAUGGUUUCAACCAAGCCAUUGAAUUAUCUGCAGAAGCUUUAUCUAACGUUAAAUUUGUCCAAGAAAAGAAAUUAUUAGACCACUAUUUCGACCAAAUCUCCCAAGAUACUGGUAAAUUCUGUUAUGGUAUUGAUGAUACUUUGAAGGCUCUUGAUUUAGGUGCUAUUGAAACCUUAAUUGUCUUUGAAAACUUAGAAACUAUCAGAUACGUUUUCAAGGAUUCUGAAGAUCAAGAAGUAAUCAAAAUGGUUGAUCCAAAAUCUACUGAUAAGUCUUAUGUUUUAGAUAAGGCAACCGGUAAAGAAAUGGAUCUAAUUGAAGAGAAACCACUAGUCGAAUGGUUAGCUGAAAAUUACAAAAAUUUUGGUGCCACUUUAGAAUUCAUUACUGAUAAGUCCCAAGAAGGUUCCCAAUUUGUUACUGGUUUUGGUGGUAUUGGUGGUUUAUUACGUUAUAAAGUUAACUUCGAACAGUUAAUUGAUGAAUCUGAUGAUGAAUAUUACGAUGAUGAUGGUGAAUCCGAUUAUGAUUUCAUCUAA